AUGGAAUCAAACAUACCAAAGAAAAGAGCAAAGAGAGAGCCUUAUUGUUUAAUUCAUUGUACUGACGAUAAUGGAAAACUGGUGAGUCCGAACUCACUAGAAUCUUGGAAGACAUUACGAAAGGCUGGUGAAAUACGAAAGCAUGAAGGUCUGUUGAGUGUAAAAGUAGACUCGGAUAAUGAAGUGCCAGAUGGUGUUUUUUAUCACCGUAAAUGCCGAAGUAUGUUUACACUAAAAAGGGAACUUAACAGUAUUGUUACCAAAGCAAAGCAGAAUGAGAAAGCCAGUUUAGUCAAGGAGAGCUCACAAGAAGGAAGAUCAUCUAUUCGGAGUAAUCCAAGUACAUCUAGAGUGUAUGAAAAAGAGUGCAUUUUCUGUGGCAAGCAAGAUAAAGGAAGGUUUGACACAAGCUAG
This is a messenger RNA of Porites evermanni, 414 nucleotides long. Lineage: Eukaryota; Metazoa; Cnidaria; Anthozoa; Scleractinia; Poritidae. The record is from the annotation of a GenBank genome assembly.